Phoenix dactylifera (date palm) is the source of this 1462-nucleotide messenger RNA. RefSeq lists its product as uncharacterized. Lineage: Eukaryota; Viridiplantae; Streptophyta; Magnoliopsida; Arecales; Arecaceae. Gene Ontology annotation, cellular component: preribosome, small subunit precursor; nucleolus. The record is from RefSeq and is a predicted model, not a curated record. Gene Ontology annotation, biological process: maturation of SSU-rRNA from tricistronic rRNA transcript (SSU-rRNA, 5.8S rRNA, LSU-rRNA).
AGAAGCACUCGGGCACGCUGUGCGCUCGGCUUCCAGAGGAACUUAAAAGGCUCGAUAGGAUGCAGCGAAGGUAAGUCUGUCCCCGUCCCCCAAAAAGAGAAACCCUAAAGAUUCCCCGACUCGAUCAUUGAAUCCUUCGCUGCGCUCGCUCUCCCCCCAAUCGUAGACCCGCCGGUGAUCUGAUUCGAUCUCCGGCUCGGGGGAAGACCGGAGUAGAUGGCCCAUGGCGGCUAUGCCAGGCGUCGGGUCGAGGAGCGGCGGCCCCUCGGCCGGCGAUCGAAAGGGAUAGGAUAUGAUAAGAAGAGGAAGAAGAACAAAUCCGUCUCCCUCAAGAACCAGAUCCGGUCCACCGAGCGGUUGCUCCGCAAGUGGAUGGAAUUUUCUGACUUCUUGAUUGUUUUCAAGGACCUGCCAGUUGAAAUCAGGCAGGCUCAGCAAAAGAAACUGGAAGAACUUAAGAAGCAUCAGGAGAUCCAGAGUCGACUAACUGUAGAACGUAAAUUACAAUUGAGAGACCGAAAGAUAAAAUUUUUUGAGAGGCGAAAGAUUGAGAGGAUGAUAAGGCGGCUUGAGAAACAACAACGUUCUUCAUCUGAUCAUACAUCAGAGGGGAAAAUUUCUGAUCAGCUUUCCAAAUUAAGAGAAGAUCUUGAAUAUGUCAGGUUCUUUCCCAAGACUGAGAAAUAUGUGUCAUUGUUUGUUGGCGGAGAUAAUCCUGAUAUUGUUGAUGAGAGAAAUAAGUUGCGUAAACAGAUUAAAGCCAAUCUCAUGGCUGCCGCAGCUAGUGGAAAAGAAUUAGAAGAAACAGCAAGUGAUGAUGAUGCUUUAGAUAUGAGUGAAGACGAUUUCUUCUUGUCUGGAAGUUCAAGUGAUGAAGCAGAGGCAGAUGAUGAAUGGACUGAUAAAAGUACUAGAGAACCAGCUUCAAGUGCUUCUGGCAAAGCAGCAUCUGGCAUGUCCAGUGAUGAAAAAAAUCAGAGGCAGAUAUCAGCUCGAGUUCUCAUGCCGCCUCCUCGUUCCUUGCCUCCAAGCAGAAGCCAUUCUGUAGGUAAGGUUGAUCUGUCAACAUCCAGCAACGCAUCAAAUAGCAGAAGUGGCCCUUCCUCCAAAAACUGGAGACCUGUAAAUGCGCAUGGAGAUCAUAACAGCAACCUGAGUUCAAAUUCUGAUGCUCGUAAGCCUCGCCGGAAAAGAAGACCAAAGAAGAAAAAGCAGGCAUGAGUAAUGGCAGCCGUGAAAGGGAAUUGGACCUGAUGGUUCUGUGACAUACAUGCAUCCACACUGUUGAAUUCUAACAAAUGGAUCUUGUUGUUUGUGUGCAAAGGAUUUAGUCUAUAUCAACUGAAAGGCAAUGUUUCUCCAUAUAAGUAUAUUUUGUCUUUUUUUUUCAUGUUUUAGUUUUUCCCAUUUCUACUCCGGUCUUAUGAUGGGUUAUCUAUUUCCAAUCCAAGUUUGAUGACCA